UGGAAUCAACUCAAGACUGAGGGAGGCCAAUUUGAGCUUCCAUUUCGCAUCUCUCUCAGCCUCACCGUCGUCGCCUCCCUUAAUCUCUCAUGCUUAUGCUCAUGGCAGCCGACGUCUCCAUCCCCACGCCGCCUCUCUGCUCUCUGCUCUCCCUCCACACCUACUGAUUCUUCUUCCCCUUCCCUUCUCCGCUUUCCCUGCCUUGCAAAUCCGCCAAAGGACUUUUAGCUGAUCGAUGAAUUGCUGUUCAAGUGAAGCGGUUUUAAGUUCCAAAGUGGCGCUUCUGAAUUCACUCUUCUGUACUAUAGUAUUGCCAAAGGAGAAUUGCUCUAAUAAGAUGAACUGUACAAAAGGAGGGGGAUUUCCCCUUUUGUUUUGCGCAGUCAUUUGUCUCAUGGCCCAACAGGGGGCUUGCAAUGUGGUGCUAAUAGCGAAUAACACUACCUUGUCAUUUGAUGAUGUCGAGGCAACUUUUACUCCAGAAGUGAAAGAUUCAGGUGUAAAUGGUGCAAUUUACGCUGUGGAACCUCUGGAUGCAUGUAGUCCAUUGAGAAAGAAAGCAGCCAAUGGUCCUGUUUCACCAUUUGCACUGGUCAUACGAGGUGGUUGCCAAUUUGACGAUAAAGUUAGAAAUGCACAGAAUGCCGGAUUUAAGGCUGUGAUAGUAUAUGAUGAUGAAGACAGUGGUGUCCUGGUUUCAAUGGCUGGGAGCUCGUCCGGGAUCUACAUAUAUGCGGUAUUCCUCUCUAAGGCUUCAGGAGAGGUUUUGAAGAAAUAUUCAGGUCAAAGUGAUGUAGAGGUGUGGAUACUACCAGUAUAUGAAAACUCAGCUUGGUCUAUCAUGGCAAUUUCUUUCACAUCACUGCUUGCUAUGGCUGCUGUUCUAGCUACUUGUUUCUUUGUGAGGAGACACCAGAUAAGGCGGGACAGGGGAAGGAUUCCUGUAACCCGGGAAUUUCAUGGAAUGAGCAGUCAAUUGGUUAAAGCAAUGCCAAGUCUUAUUUUUACAAAAGUGCAAGAAGACAAUAGUACAUCAUCAUCUUGUGCCAUUUGCUUGGAAGACUACAGUUUUGGAGAAAAGCUAAGAGUGUUGCCUUGUCGUCACAAGUUCCAUGCGACUUGUGUGGACAUGUGGUUGACCUCGUGGAAGACAUUCUGCCCUGUGUGCAAGCGAGAUGCAAGUGCUGGAACCUCAAAACCCCCUGCAUCGGAGUCCACCCCUUUGCUUUCUUCUGUUAUUCAUCUGUCUGCUGAAUCAACAGCUUUGUCUUCUUUUCGGUCAACGGUGGCAGUAUCUCCCCCUAGGCCAAUAAGACGUCAUCCUUCAUCACAGUCCACAUCCCGCGCUUACUCCAUUUCCAGUGCCCCCCGCAAUUAUAACCUUCAAAGAUAUUACACUAACUCACCUUAUAUUAGUACGAGUAGAAGCAAUGUAGAUCUUGCAAAUAUGUCAUCACAAUGGUCUCACACUCCGCACCAAGCAUCCAUGCAUUCUCUAAGAAGUGGCCAUUUGUCUCUACCGAUCAACAUCAGGUAUACAAUACCACAUGUUUCUCGUUCUGACUAUGGAUCUGCCAGCCUGGGUUUAUCCCAUGAUUCCUGUUCUCACCAUGGAUCUCCGAGUUAUUAUCAUAGCUCUUUGGGCCAGCAACGUUCUUACCUGAUGCACCGCACCGAGUCAGGGCCAAGCCUGUCUACUAUGGUGCUCCAGUCGCCACAAUAGAGUCAGUAGCAGUACAAUGGCGAAUCAGGAGAAGUCUAUCAGCUGCGGUUUAACUCGAUCAUUACGUCAGGCCUAUGUACAGCAUUGUCUUGAUUCUGAUGGAAGCUUGUCUGCUGUGACAUCGGAUCAGUCGCUACCAAGAUGCUGAUUGAUCUUACGAAGUUCACUGUUUCAUGAGCAUUUGUGCAAGCCCCUGCUAGAUUUGUUCCUGGGAGAUGCAAAUAAAACAGAAAAAUCCUAUGCGACACAAAACUGGCAGGUUCAUGCAAAGUUAAUUCAUGGAACUAUUUCGUGCCAGCCACCAUUGUGAUUCAACAAGGUUACUUACAUUGUCUGUACGGAGGGGAAAUUGGUGAUCUUAAAUCGAAGAAAGACUUGCUGAGUUUUGCUGAAGAAGCAAAUAUCCAUCAGUCUACAAGGAAUGGUUUGACUUUGCGUAUUGUUUGAGGCUUGUAUUAUAGGUGAUGACUUUAGAGUUGGUGUAAUGGUGUGUUUCUUUUACAUUAGUUAUUUUGUCAUGCGUAUAAAUGUUACAGCUUAGCAAUAAUCUGUUAGUCGGUGAAUGUUUUGUA
Molecule: messenger RNA, 2295 nt
Organism: Oryza sativa Japonica Group (Japanese rice)
Lineage: Eukaryota; Viridiplantae; Streptophyta; Magnoliopsida; Poales; Poaceae
Source: RefSeq, a predicted model, not a curated record